UGUUUAAAGUUUAUUUCGAGAUACAGAGAAAUUAAGCUAACAUGGCAACGUUUAAAACUACAGAAAAUUCAAUUAAUUUAUUCAUUGAUGAUGUUAAAGAAAAACUUAGGCAUGCGUUAAACUUCAAGAAUAAAAUCGAAAUUUUAACUUGUAUACCUCAAGAAUGGAGUAGUCGCAAAGUUUCACAUAUAUUCAAUGUUUAUUAUUCAUUUGUAAAUAAAUUACGUCUAUAUCAAAAGCGACUAAAGCGAAGGAAACCAAAAAUUGUCUCAGCACAGAAAGAACAUACUUCUAAUCAAAGACGUCAUUUGAAGGAUCGACAUCGCGAAAUUUAUGACCAAAUAUAUCCAUUCAAUCAACAUAAGAGUGAGUUUUCUACUACUGAGACGGAAGAAGAGUCAACAAAAGAGUCAACUUAUUUGAAUCGCGUAGCAUUAAAUAAAACGACUCUAAAAACGGCACUAUUGAAGCUAGUCACAAUCAAUGGUCGCCCUUUUUCAAUUCUACAAGACGAAGGAAUGCGAAUGAUUUUGGAUCCAUUAAUUUCUCGAAUGCCAGAGAAAGUAAUCAUCAAUGAAGAGACUGUGAAAGAUGAUGUAAUCAACACUGCCAAUAAUAUCAAGAAGACAAUACAAAAAGAGGUCAAAGAAUGCAAUUUAGUCAGCUUGAAAGUUGAUAUUGCUUCUCGCUUAGGGCGAUCAUUUCUCGGAGUUAACAUUCAGUAUAUUAGAGGCGGUAAAAUUAUAAUCAGAACACUUGCUGUAGAAGAAAUAACAGAAAGGCAUUCCGGUGAAAAUUUAAAGAACUUGAUUUUGAGAACUUUUGAUUUAUACGGAAUUGAUGUGAAAAAUAUUUAUUCCUUCACAUCUGACAACGGUACAAAUAUGGUCAAACUCUCAGAAUUACUGGCCGAAGAACAAAAUUUUCCUGUGGAAGAAGAUGAUGUACGCAAUGAAUUAAUGUGCAAUAUUGACAAUACUACCCUUAACAAUACCGGUAGUUACACAGACAAUCCCAUUGAAGAAGAUAUGGACUUCGAAAUUAAUGACUCUACAACUAUGGAUGACGACAAUGAUCUUGGAUUUGAUCUUGAAUUACAACCAGAUCUUUCAGAAAUGGAAUUGAGUCGCUCAAUGGAAACACUGCAGCAGAGUUUUUCACUGGUUAAUAUUCGUUGUGCAGCUCAUACGCUGUAGCUUGCAGUUCAAGCUGCAAUCAAUAAAUCAAACCUUCAGAAAUCAUUGUCAAAAGCAAGAAACGCAGCUAAAAUUUUUAGAGUCGACAGUACAAUUAACGAAAUCAGGCGUUUAAGACCGACUGCGUCAAAACCUAUUCUCGAUUUGCCUACUCGCUGGUCAUCUACGUAUGAUAUGUUAUUCUCUUUGCUUAAAUUGGAAGACUUCAAAAGUUACGUUCCAUCACUUACUGCGAGUGAUUGGAAUAACAUAAAACAUUAUGUAAAAGCAUUAAAACCAGCAAAAGAUGCUACUUUAAAAUUACAAAAGGAGCAGCUAACGUUGCCGGAAUUUUAUUCAGUGUAGUUAAUAUGCCUCGAACAAACGGAAAAAAUUCAGACGCCAUUAUCAAAAAACAUCAUAAAGUAUAUGAAAGUUCGACAAGAUAAUCUCUUUGAGAAUCUUGCUUUAAUUUCUGGAAUUUAUUUAGACCCUCUUUAUAAUGUUUUACUAACCGAAGAACAGGAGACUGAAGCUGUAAAUCAUUUGAGUCAAGUAUGGCAGAGUUUGAAUUCAUUAAAAAGAGGUGAUCUAACUGAACAGGAUUUAUCAAAUAGUGUAGUGGAUAAAUCAUCCGAAGAACUUCAAGAGGAUACUUCAAUACCAACAGUGCUACUCCAACAAACUACACGCUCGAAAGAAGGCGAAGCUUGAAAAAAAUGCAACUAUUGAUAUAAAGCCAUUGUUAUCAAAUUUUAAGAAUCAAGAAGAACGAAAUCCUCAAAUUCCACUGCUUCAAUAUUGGGAAGAAAAAAAGUUGUUAAUGCCUGAAUUUUUUCAACUUGCAAGAAUUAUAUUAGCGGCUCCUGCAACUCAAGUUUCCGUAGAGCGACUGUUUUCCGGACUAAAGUAUAUUUUUUCAGACCUGCGUGCAAAGCUGAAAUCAGACUUGAUAAAUUCUAUAAUGAUCGUUAGAAUGAAUUACAAAGAUAUUUAUGAAAAAAAUGAUAAUAUAAAAAAGGUAAAACAAGCUAGAAAAUCUAUAAAUAAAAGUAAUACAAGUAGUUCCAUAAGUACAGAAAGCUCAAAUGAGAAUAGUCAAGAAGAUGUGUAAUAUGUUGUAAUCUAAUAUAUAAAAUUCUCGUGUCACAGUUUUCGUUGCCAUACUCCUCCGAAACGGCUUGACCGAUUUUGAUGAAAUUUUUUGUGCUUAUCCGGUAUCUAUAAGAAUCGGCCAACAUCUAUUUUUCAUCCCCCUAAAUGUUAGGGUAGUCCACCCCUAAAUUUUUUU
This is a messenger RNA of Cotesia glomerata, 2466 nucleotides long. RefSeq lists its product as uncharacterized. The transcript has 2 exons. The coding region runs from base 42 to 1196 and encodes 384 amino acids. NCBI's taxonomy places the organism in Eukaryota, Metazoa, Arthropoda, Insecta, Hymenoptera, Braconidae. The record is from RefSeq and is a predicted model, not a curated record.